Aedes albopictus (Asian tiger mosquito) is the source of this 1566-nucleotide messenger RNA. RefSeq lists its product as uncharacterized. The coding region runs from base 1085 to 1510 and encodes 141 amino acids. The record is from RefSeq and is a predicted model, not a curated record. The transcript has 3 exons. Lineage: Eukaryota; Metazoa; Arthropoda; Insecta; Diptera; Culicidae.
CAUACACAAAUCCAGCGUAUUACUACAAAUCUAGUACUCCAUCGAUCGUGCCCUAUUGCAUUGUAGCUUAUUCCUCGUUUUCUUUGAAUCAAAUCCAAAUUUCAUAACGUAUUUAAAUUUCCUCCAUUGCAGAACGGCACUCGAGAAUAUUGGAUCCGUCCUGUCAUACGAACAGUCACGGUUUCAGUCAAAUUGGUAAAGUCAUAAUCACCAUCGAUGGGUACAGCUUCGGGAGGUCUUUCUCCCAGGGAACGAGAAUCUACUGGAAAUGCACCAAAGUCGUAACCGAAAAGUGUCCAGCCAGGAUUACCACGUGCGUCAAUAGUUCGAAUAUAAUCCACGGCGUUCGGCCUCACAAUCAUCCGCCGUACGUUUAGGAAUGAAUCGUUAGAUGACUUUGAAAAAUAAAGCGCAAUGACAAAGAUGUUUGCAGCUCAAAACGUGAAUUUUGAACAGCUGUCUCCUCUCAUCAAUGAUAUCUAACACACAUAUAUUCAAUGUUCGUUUCCCUCAACAGCCGAAAUCACAAGGAAGUACCGGAACCCUCCGGCGGAAUCAGAUAGCGAUAGCGAUGGUGGUUUUCACCGAUCAAAGUCCCAGCUAUCCCCGUUGGAUCUGCGAGUGAUGAUGGGUCGUACGGGACGUCCAACGUUGCUGAUGGGUGGCCACGUUUUCACUCGCAAUAACACUCACAAAGAUAAAACCUACUGGUUGUGUUCGAAGAGUCGCUCGCUGAAGUGUCGCGCCCGGAUAAUUACCCUGGACGGUAGUGGGGGACUGGUUCUCAAGAAUCAGAUCCAUAACCAUUCGGCGGGUGGAAAUCGCUAGUGCAGAUGUAAAAAUAAAGAAUAAAACACUAGACUUUUAGUUUUUUUUUCAUAUCAUUUAUACAUGCCGUACUAGAUUCUUCGAUUUCUCACUAACCACCGCCUAAUUCUCACCCCUUACAGGAAAAAUCGUCGUCAAAGAAAAGUCAACGGAAGAAAAAUUCUUCUUCGUCCGCACCGCCGAUGGUCGCUAUAAAAUUCAUGCAAAUGCCCCUUCAUCAAAAAUCAAGAAGGAAAAAGCACAUCCACAGCAGAAAAUGGUUAAUACUGGAACCAGACUGAUUCGAUCUGAAAUCAUCUUUCCCCUAAACGAAGGAACGGAAGUGGAACAGUUGGAACAACUUGUGAAGAAGGAUUCCACAAUCAGACAGGAAUAUAUUAAUGUUCUGAAGCUUAAGCCUAGGGGUACGCAAAUCGUCCAUUACAUGCACAACGUUUUCACGGACGAUUCACUUAUUGACUACAACUACAAUAAUGGCCAUGGCAAACGCGCCAUGCGAAUGUACGACAUAUUUUCCAACUGCUUCAUGGAAGCGUACGAAGCGGAAGAACUUACAGAGUUUGAGCUUGCCUACCAGCUGACGUCGGCGAUCAAGCAAAGUCGAAACCGGUUGCGGCAGCGCAUGUUCCGCGCAAGAAAAAUUGUGGAAACAAGUUGUGAAAAGAGAAAGCGAACUCCAUAACCAUCCUGCGGGUGGAAAGCGCUAGUGCAGAUGUAAAAAUAAAGAAUGAAACCAGA